Molecule: messenger RNA, 3100 nt
Organism: Seriola aureovittata
Lineage: Eukaryota; Metazoa; Chordata; Actinopteri; Carangiformes; Carangidae
Product: angiopoietin-related protein 7-like
Exons: 6
Coding region: 559-2130 (523 amino acids)
Source: RefSeq, a predicted model, not a curated record
UUCAUGGACCUUGGUUGCCAUGAACAUGUUUUUGACUGUGUUUGACACAGCAGGAUUAGUACUAUAACACUAUUGAUACUUUAUUGAUACUGAAUUUAGACCUGUUUUGUUACUUUAUCAAGGGUCUUCAUUUACCCUAAAUGUAAAGCAAAUUUGUCCCACUGAAGCAAGUAAAGGCUUAGACAGCUAGUGACAUCCUAGACUAGUAGUAGUUGAGCACCUUCACAAAAACCUGGACUGGGAUGUUACAGAGUUUGGAGGGGUGCAGCUAGCUCGCCUUUAAAUCCUGGUUUACACUUCUGCAUUGAAUCCACUACGUACGUACGGUGUAGAUACAGCGUAGGUUCUGCAUCGAAGACAAAAGUAUAAACCAUGCAGGCUUCAGUAACAAAAUUCAUGAACUUCAUCUGGACUUGAUUUCAACUUGUCAGCAGCUCUUCCCCUUCCUGUCGUGAAGUCUAAAACUCGAGCCUAACAUCGGAGGAGGUCUGGAUCUAUACUUGCUGCUAUGAUAUUGGACCCUGAUGUUGAUCUGGUGAUUGAAACCGAUUCUUUAGGAUGAAGUGGCGAUCUGUUUUAGUGACUUUUGUCUUACUGACCGACUGGUGUUUCCAGUCAGUCACUGGUGACUUUGUGGCCUCUGAUGAACACCUAGACGUUGGCCAUGAUGACGAUGUACACCCCAACACCCUCGGAGAAACAACUGCGGAUGUACUGGAUGUGAAUACCCAAACAAGCAGGGAUGUACCAGACACAAACAUUGAAACAAACUGGGACAUACUGGACAUAAACAAGGACAACUAUGAGGAUGCUGACUGGCAUCCUCCUACCUCCCUCCUGGAGACACACUCCGAUGUUUUCCCUGACCCCCCACCGGUGAUGCGCGGCGGCAACACUGGUGUUGACGCCAGCAACAACCAAACCUCCAACCAGACUGUAGGUGCUUCAUCGGCACAGUGUGGCGAGUACAGCAGCCAGCUGAUGUCUAACGGGCAGUGCCGGCUGAUGGCAACGCUGCCCCCUGUGGGAACGUCGCAGAAACGCUGCCCAGAUAUGUUUCGCUGUACAGAUGACAUCUCCUAUUGGCUGCAUGAGAACCAGAACAGAAAGGAGCAGCUGGAGGAGCUGAGGGAGACAAUGUCAGAGCUGCAGGAGGAGCUGAGGAACCACCAGCAUCGAGUCAAGGCCCUGGAGAUACAGGGUGAAGAAAGUGUGAAUUCAAAUUCGACCGUUGAGCAGCGGUUGAGUUCUCUGGAGUUGCGUCAUGCCAAGGCCGACACGCUGCUCCACGUGCACGCGGCGCUGCUGUACGAGCUGCAGGCGCAGCUCCGCAACCUGUCGGCCACCGUGCAGCGCAUGAGCCACAGCACAGGCUGCAUGGUCAACGUCAUCAGAACUGCGCCGCCGCUUGGCAUGCGAGACACACUGCCACCAGAUGGACGGUACCUGUCUUUCUGUCCUUCAGAUUGUGCAUCUCUGUAUUACAAUGGUGUUCGCCGCUCUGGUGUUUACACCAUAGUCCUGUCGCCAGGCGCCACCCUGCCUGUCUACUGCGACAUGGAAACCGAGGGUGGGGGCUGGACGGUGUUUCAGCGGCGACGCGAUGGCACCGUGAGUUUUAACCGUGGCUGGUCAGAGUACCGCGAUGGCUUCGGUGAACCUCGAGGAGAACAUUGGCUUGGCAACCAGAACCUCCAUCUGUUGUCCAACCAGGGUCACUACAGCCUCCGUAUAGACCUGCAGGACUGGAGUCAUGCCCACAGACACGCCCUGUACCACAGCUUCAGGAUAGAGGAUGAGGAGAACCAGUACCGCCUCCACGUUUCUGGGUUCAGUGGAACGGUGGAGGACUCGUUCGGUUGGUACCACGACCAGCAGGGUUUCAGCACGCCGGACACUGGCAACAUCUGUGCUGAGAUCAGCCACUCCGGCUGGUGGUUUCACCAAUGUUUCUACGCUAACCUCAACGGCGUCUACUACAAGGGGGGGCGCUACUCUCUGAGAGCGCAGAAUCUGCUGGGGCCGGACGGCAUCGUCUGGUUCUCCUGGAAGGACUCAGACUUCUACUCCCUGAAGGCGGUCACCAUGAUGAUACGACCACGCAACUACAGGCCACGCCUGUCGCCAUAGUGAUCGAGCGCUUGUCAUUAGUUUAACAGACUGAAGCUCAGCUGACAGCUUCUAAGGACGCAAGAGCUGCUAGAAAUCUCCACUGGAGUACCACGUGUAUUCAUAUGCCACUGAAAAUAUACCCCAACAAAGGCACUAUUUCUUCCUGUUUGAGUAACCUUUGCUAAAAACUAUAGUGACAUCUCCUUUGUGAACCAAUGGGCUUGGAGCUGAGAGCUACAGGCAAGGUGGGGUAGUACACGCUGUUGGCUUUGGGCCUUUGAAUUAACAGGCAAAGACUAAUUUACAAGUCCGCAAGUGAAACUGUCCUUGAAUAAAAGAUGAAGAAGCAGCACUGACAGAGAGUGGUCAGUGUCACUGAGAAAUUAAAGUCCGCCAUCCAGACGAAGCUGCUGUUCACCUCAUACCUGCAGUGUAUUUCAAAGCCAAUGUCCAGCAGCUUUUAUGUUACACAUGCAGAGGCUGUUUAUGACUUCAGUGACACCAGGCUGAUAAUAUUUUUGUAAAUCCUUCCAUCCAUCCAUUUUCUUCUGCUUAUCCGGUGUCGGGUCACAAUGGCAUCCAGAUGUUCCUCUCGCUUUCCAGCUCCUCUCGGUGGCUGGCCUUCCCAGGCCAGAUGGGAUAUGUAGUCCCUCCAGCGAGCAAUGGGUCUACCCCGGGGGUUAAACAAAUUAGAUAAAACAUGAGCAGGAACAUUGAGCUCUAGAAGUGCUUUUGUAGGAUUUAGAAAAAAGAAAAAAAAGUUUUUACCUUUGGACAGUGUCAUAAGUGUGUUUCUCAAAAUGUCAAACUAUUUGUUUAAUAUCACUGCAGCAAAGUAAGGAUUAAUCUCACUGGAGGUCUAGUAGAGAUUUACUUUAACUGAAGGAUACAUAAUGCUCUAAUUGUGGGCAAACACUAGUCACUUAGUAUAAGGACACACUGUGCCUACCUGUGUGUUAUGAGUGGUCUCACACAUGUAAUCUUACCU